GGGUAGAGCUAGGGAACCCGGCGGGGCACAGUUUCAUUGGGGAUCGGUGAUAAUGGAAUUAUGAUCCAUCUGCCAUCUAUUGAUCAGGAUCGAACUCGUUGAUUUCAGUGUGUGAUCAGCCGAUGACUGCAUGGUGGAGCCUUCAUCGACCCGACGGGAUCACAGCGGCAUCUUCACUGCCCUCCCCACUUUCCGCGAGAAGGUGAAGCCUUUAUAAUAACACCGCAAUCCGCUAUGAGGCGAAUAACAGGAAAGGCGAAGGAUGAAACUUUGAUCGAGCUGCAGAGCGCCACGGAUUCACAGACUGGAGAUGGUCCUGCAGUGUUGACCGCAUUCAGGAUAAACCUUCACUCAGAUGAAAACAGUGGAAAUGGCGUCAAUUCACUAUCUGAAAGAGGGACACUGCCUGGACAUAAAGAAACAGACAAGCUACAACCAAACAAAGACACCGUGUUCUUCAGGGACGGAGUACGAAGAGUAGACUUUGUGUUGUCUUAUGUAGAUGACAAAGAUGGAGAAAAGAAACAGGAAAGGAGGAGGGAGUUUGAAGCCAACCUUGAGAAAGCAGGACUGGAGCUGGAGACAGAGGACAAAUCAGACUCCAAAGACCAGAAGACAUAUUUCUUGAAGAUCCAUGCUCCAUGGGACGUACUGGCAACCUACGCUGAUGUCUUAAAGAUCAAAGUUCCCUUCAAGGAGAGUGAUAUCCCUCAUGGUCAGGAGGUCCCACUGGAGUGGCUCUCGCAUCCUUUCCGUCUGCCAGAACACAUAAUGCACCCACAACCUGACUAUUUCACCUACCCCUUUGACAAGACCAAGACUGACUUCUUCCUCAUCACUGACAAGGAUACGUUCUUCCCACCAUCCACAAGAAACAGGAUUGUGUUCUACAUCCUGGCUCGUUGCCCGUACUACAAAGAGGGUCGGAAAGACAGAGACAAGACGGGAAUCAAGCGAUUACUCAGCAAUGGGACCUACACAGCCGCCUUCCCACUUCAUGAUUGUCGAUACUGGAAAAGGGCAAGAAAUGCUGAGUGUGAGAGUGAGCGCUACAACUUGUACAAGAACUGGGCCAGUUUCCUCUGCUUUUACAAAGAGCAGCCUCUGAACCUCAUCAGGAAGUACUAUGGAGAAAAGAUUGGGAUCUACUUUGCCUGGCUGGGCUUCUACACAGAGAUGCUCUUCUUUGCAGCCGUCAUGGGCCUUAUAUGUUUCACCUAUGGAGUGCUCAGCUAUGAUGACAACAUAUCAAGCAAAGAAAUAUGUGAUGCCUAUAUUGGAGGCAGCAUUGUGAUGUGUCCUCUUUGUGAUAAAAAAUGCCCUUUCUGGAAGCUCAACUCUACUUGUCUCUCAUCCUGGCAAUCCCAUCUGUUUGAUAAUGAGGGGACGGUGUUCUUUGCCAUAUUUAUGGGGAUUUGGGUAACUCUGUUCCUGGAGUUCUGGAAGCGGCGUCAGGCCCGGCUGGAGUACGAGUGGGACCUGGUGGAUUUCGAAGAGGAGCAGCAACAGCUUCAGAUCCGACCAGAGUUCGAGAUCAGAUGCACUAACAGGAGACUCAACAAGAUCACUCAGGAAAUGGAGCCCUAUCUCCCCAUCACCAGCAAGUGUGCUCGCUUCUGCCUUUCUGCAGCCACGGUUUUAUUCUGGAUUUCUCUGAUAGUGGCCUGUAUCAUCGGGGUCAUAGCAUACAGGCUGGCUGUGUAUGCUGCCUUUGCAAGUAUCAUUAAAGACCCUAUGAGGAAGAUCCAGGUGGUGGGCAGAUUCAUCACCCCACAGUUAGCGACUUCUGUCACUGCUUCCUGCAUCAACUUUGUCAUCAUCAUGAUCCUAAACUUCUUUUAUGAGAGGGUGGCCAUUUGGAUCACUGAUAUGGAAAUCCCAAAGACGCACCUGGAGUAUGAGAACAGGUUGACCAUGAAGAUGUUUCUGUUCCAGUUUGUCAACUACUACUCCUCAUGCUUCUAUGUGGCCUUCUUCAAAGGCAAAUUUGUGGGUUUCCCUGGUGACUACUCUUACAUGUUUGGCAAAUGGAGCAAACUGAGAAAUGAGGAGUGCGACCCUGGUGGCUGUCUGAUCGAGCUGACCACGCAGCUGGUGAUCGUCAUGGCUGGGAAACAACUGUGGGGAAACAUUCAGGAAGCCCUGCUGCCGUUGAUGCGUAACUGGUGGAGUAGUAGAAAGGGGCGGCACAAUCCUGAAAACCAUUACAGCCGCUGGGAGCAGGACAACGUCCUGCUGAACUUCACCCAACUGGGCUUAUUCUAUGAAUACUUGGAGAUGGUGAUCCAAUUUGGCUUCAUCACUCUGUUUGUGGCCUCUUUCCCCUUGGCUCCCCUCCUCGCUCUGUUCAACAACAUCCUGGAGAUCAGGGUGGACGCCUGGAAGUUCACCACUCAGUUCAGACGACCGGUGGCUUCCAAGGCCCGAAACAUUGGAGCGUGGCAAGAGAUCCUCAACGCAGUGGCCAUUUUAUCCGUUGUUACCAAUGCUUUUAUCAUGGCGUUCACCUCAGACAUGAUUCCCCGUAUGGUCUACCUGUAUGCCUACAGCAAAAAUGCCAGCAUGGAGGGCUACGUCAACAACAGCCUGUCGAUAUACAACAUCUCACAAAUCCCCAUGGAAAACAUGCCGGAGGAACGCAACAACUGGCUUGACAAUGUGACCGACACCUGCAGAUACCGUGACUACCGUUACCCUCCAGGCCACAACAUGAAGUACACUCACACCAUGCAGUUCUGGCACAUCCUGGCAGCCAAAAUGGCCUUCAUUAUUAUCAUGGAACAUGUGGUCUUUGUGGUGAAGUUCUUUGUGGCGUGGAUGAUCCCAGACAUCCCGUCUGAUGUGAAGGCGCGGAUUAAGCGAGAACGCUACCUGAUUCAAGAGUACCUACAUAACUACGAGGUGGAGAAGCUAAAACUCCAGCUGAGUGCCAGUUUCAUCACAGAGCCACAGUCAGAAAUGUCCUUGAUGACAGACAAGCAUGAAGUGUUGUCUGAGUGCCUGUAGCCCCCUGCUUCACUCCUCCAACUAACCAAGCCAAAAAUGGACAUGUCUGGGAGUUUAAUACCCUGUUGAGAACAUGCAUAUGCAAGGGCUUUUGUCUUGGGGAUAAAAACGCUAUUAUCUUUUCUUUUUAAAUAGACUGUAUGAUCAAGAUAUACUAAUUUUAUCUGCAUCGAGGCAUGAGAAAAAGGAAAAAAAAAUCCAAUGCAACAUUUCAUUUUGCUUACAUACUUUAAAGCAGCUUCUUGGGUGGAUGAAACUUUUCUGUGCCAUAAAAAAUGUUGGAAAGUGAUGGGACAGAAAAAAACAGCAAGGAGCAAAAAUAGUGUAACUGUAGUUUGUAUCAUUCCCCAUGUAAUGCAAUCAAACUCUCCAUUAGUCAUAACCGAAUGUCUUUGUAUGUGUUGACAGAGUUAAAGUUUGUGGUGUUGAACAUAAUACAUUAGAUGUAAUCACCCUUUAAAGAGCUGGAAAUGAUAUUAUUCUAACGUGCUGCAUGUGAUUCUUUUACUGAGAAUACAAGAUGAAGGACUGAACCGAGCAGACAAGAAUUUAGAGUAUUUGUCAGUUGUGAAUUUGUUUGAAUGAUAGUUGUGGUCGGAAGUUCAUAUCAUUUAACUAUGAAUGUAGAAAACACUCAAACUUACAAAUGUUUAAAUACAUCGGAUAGGAAACAUUUAUAUGUAAGAAAAUUAAUAGGCGGUGCUUAUUCCUCAGACAGUUUCUUUUUGAAUCGUCUUUCAAAUUGGUAGCUACGUAAUGUUUAGUUCCACUGAUCUUUAGCUGGGCUAUAAGAUUGUCAGUUUUGUUAUUAGAGUGUGUUAUAUUUAGGGAAAACCCCUAUUAAAAACUGUGCAUUUGAAAACCAAGUACCUCCAUUAUACUGCAGCGUUUGGGGGGGAGGGGGCUUCAACAGUGUUGUGGUGAGACAGAAGCUGCAGGCUCAUCAUGUCUCAUCUUCCAAAUGUAUUUCCAACUUGCUACGGGACCAAUUAUAAGACUUCUACCAAAAGAACAGAUUACAUGAAGGAAAUGUUGGAAGAGCUGUGAACAGAUCUUCUGUUUUAAUACAAUCAUUUUGUGUGGAUGAGUUCAGGUUGAUCAUGCGUCGGCUUUACUCCUCCUUGUGUUACACAGGGAUAAUAAAUGGCCUAUAUAUCUGUUCUCAGAUAUUUGUGUCUCCAUAUGCUGUAGGCACAAACAACUGUAACCUUGAUUUCAGAGAUACACAGAAAAGAGAAGAAGUUUUUAUACCCUGGUUGGAAUACGUGUGAGUGAGGAUUUCAGUGAAAAAAUAAAUACUUAAUGACUUUUAGUACCCUGCUCAUACUCUCUAGCUGGAUACUAAAUGUUGCUGUAGAUAUAAAGAAUGUUAUCUAUUUAAAAUGGAUUGUAGAGCCAUUAAUUUAUUGAUCCGUUUCUUCUAUGUAGCCUGAAGCAUUUGUAUUUAGAGUUACUUCAUAAUCCUCUUUUUCAUCAAUUUAGUGGCAACACCCAAUUUCCUAUUUUCUGCUAUUCACCACCUCAUUUAAAGACCAUCAAGUAGUGCUAGUUAUUCAAGUAGCCUACAAUGUAUGCUAUAAAUUACUACUUUGUCAAGGGACCAGACAAAUAAAAAUCCUACACAUUCUGUGGGAGACAGAGAUCUGAUUAUAUUUCUUCAUAGUAGAUAAGUGAUUUAUCAGAUACUGUAAGACUUUUUUUUUUUAAUCUGCUUUAGCUUAACAUGCAUGUGGAUUUUAUUGAGACGUCUUUGUGGUUUACACUGUAACUGAUGCAGUUGUGACUCCAGCUAACAGCAAAUUACAUUUGACAGUCAAGUCAGUAAAAGCCUGACUUACUCCAGUCUCAGGAUUAAACAUCUCCCAAUGUUUGUUGAGCAUCACUUGGUGACAUGAUAUGCAGAUGUGGGCAAGGGUGUGUGCAUGAUCCCUUCAAGAUGCAAAAUGUAUUUCCCAGCAAACAAAUGCCUUAAACGUCUGUGUUUACUUGUUUUUGUAUGAUUUUGUAAUGACAGUUUCCUAUCUGAAUUCAAAACCUGUUUCAUAUCAUUAGUUUUUGCAAAGUAGCUGUUUUGUCUGGUUGGAUGUGCAGAAAUUGCUGUUAUGUAAUGCUGUUACAUAGGUACACUCACUGUAGCCCAUUCUACAGAAAUGUAGUAAAUAAUAUUCACAAUAAAUGAAGAAACAACUA
Molecule: messenger RNA, 5196 nt
Organism: Seriola dumerili (greater amberjack)
Lineage: Eukaryota; Metazoa; Chordata; Actinopteri; Carangiformes; Carangidae
Gene: ano5b
Product: anoctamin-5-like
Exons: 21
Coding region: 235-3006 (923 amino acids)
Biological process (GO): chloride transmembrane transport
Cellular component (GO): plasma membrane
Molecular function (GO): chloride channel activity; protein dimerization activity
Source: RefSeq, a predicted model, not a curated record